This is a messenger RNA of Fusarium redolens, 1362 nucleotides long. Its product is annotated as fungal-specific transcription factor domain-containing protein. The record is from RefSeq and is a predicted model, not a curated record. The coding region runs from base 1 to 1362 and encodes 453 amino acids. Gene Ontology annotation, cellular component: nucleus. NCBI's taxonomy places the organism in Eukaryota, Fungi, Ascomycota, Sordariomycetes, Hypocreales, Nectriaceae. Gene Ontology annotation, biological process: positive regulation of transcription by RNA polymerase II. Gene Ontology annotation, molecular function: DNA-binding transcription factor activity; transcription cis-regulatory region binding. The transcript has 3 exons.
AUGGCGUCUUUCAUGACAGAGAAUUCUUCAUCACCCUCCAAUAGCUGGCCUCUGGAUCAGUUCGUUCAAGACCCGGGAUAUCUCGCCUACCAGGAAGAACUUCGAUGCCUCAUCUUCAACACAGCUCAGACUGCAGCACCUUCCCGCGAAGCCUCACCUACACUUGGAAACUAUGGGCCAACUGAUGAAGAAUUAGCAGCUCAGGCUCAGACAAAGACAGCCCUUGCUUCCGGACGACGACUUGAAUACCUCAAGAACUAUGUCGCCCAAGUAGCUCCCUGGGUACUUACGUAUCACGCAUGUCUCGAUAUGUUUGACAGUAACGGGGCAUUCACUGUUCAAGUCCCAGUCCUUGCUCGUAGUUGUCCAGCUCUUCUCUAUGCAGUGCUCGCCCUGUCCGCUCGCCAGAUGGAGCGAAAAGAGGCUAGGCAGCAUUCAUUCGACAGUCUGGAACUCUACCAAGAAGCUAUUCGUCUCCUGAACCCCUUACUUCAAGCCAGAGACCUCACCAUAAUCCCAAUCUGCGUCAUUCUCUGUUGUCUAGAGAUGAUGUCGGCAAGUCCACAAGACUGGCGCCGUCAUCUUGAAGGGUGUGCUGCUCUCUUCGAUUCAUUUGACGUCAACGGUUUCAGUGGCGGCCUCCUUCAAGCUGUCUUUUGGUGUUAUGCAAGAAUGGAUCUAUGCGGUGCGCUCAUUUCUGAUGGGACUCAAGGCACAUUGGUACCACUGGACAAAUGGCUACCUCCUGGUUCCGAUCCAAACUCUGCCGCUGACAUCUUUCGAGACCAGCGCUCACCGGAUAUGCACGCCAAUUACUCAGUAUAUCUCUGCUCUAAAGUCUGCGAGCUCGUUGCUGAUCGAACGCACCAUGUCGAGCUUGCAGAGAACAACGGUUGCGAUUCCGCAUCUUUUGAAAGACGGUGGUUACGACUCUGGCACGAUCUUCAAUCUUGGUUGGAGGAUCGACCGGCAGAAGUAGUUCCUGUCAAAUUCAUUGAAAGUCGACCAUUCCCUCAAAUUCUCUUUGUUCAUUGGGCAGGGAUCUCAUCUAAUCAGCUUUACCACACAGCCUGCACUUUAUUGCUAGGAUCGAAACCUCGGGAGGUCAAGCUUGACGUGGGACCAACGGGAUCUUCCAUCUGGCAUGCUAAAUGUAUAUGUGGCAUUUCUUUGACCAACCCCCAUCAAGGCUGCCUUAAUAAUGCCAUACAGCCACUUUGGAUUGCCGGGAGACUUCUCAGUCACAAGUCGGAACAUUUGCUUCUUUCCAAGUUAAUCCUGAGCAUAGAGGCAAUGACAGGGUGGGCAACUAAUUGGCGCAUCGCUGACCUUGAACACGCAUGGGGUUACAAGGUUAGAUGA